GCCGGGGAGCCGGAGCCGGGGGGGCCGGGGCCGGGGAGGAGCGGCACUGGCAGCCCCCGAGGUGGUCACAGCAGAUGGCCAACAUCAGGGCGAUGAGGAAGCGCAGGGCCGCCCCUGUGGAUCAGUUGGGAGCCGCGCAAUGCUUUGAUCAAACCGCUGCUCCAAAGGUCAUGAGGUACCAGGUUCUGCUGUCACUCAUGCUGUCCAGCCAGACCAGAGAUCUGAAAAAACUGCGAGAUUAUGGCUUGACUCUGGAGAAUGUACUAAAAAUGGACGAUAAGACAUUGGGAGAACUCAUCUACCCAGUCGGAUUCUGGAGGAAUAAGGUGAAGUACAUCAAGCAGACCAGCGCGAUACUGAGGGAGCAGUAUAGUGGGGACAUCCCCAACACUAUCCCCGAGCUCCUGAACCUGCCUGGGGUCGGACCUAAGAUGGCUCACCUGAUCAUGAAGAUAGCCUGGAACAGAGUGUCUGGUAUAAGUGUUGACACCCACGUGCAACGGAUCUCGAAUCGGCUGAAGUGGGUUAGAAAAGAAACCAAGACAUCAGAGGCGACGAGAUUAGCACUGGAAGAAUGGAUGCCAAGGGACCUGUGGAGCGAGACCAAUUGGCUGCUGGUGGGCUUUGGUCAGCAGGUCUGCUUGCCAGUGAAGCCUCACUGUGAUGAAUGCCUCAACAGAGACAUCUGCCCUGCAGCCAAGAACAAUCUUAGGAAAACAAAUCUCAGGCUUCCUUCAAACUCUCCGGAUGGGCCUGCCAAUAAUUAAAUCCUUGUGUUUAGCUUGUGGUAUAAAUUAUGGAAGGCCUGGGUGGGUUGUUUGUUUCAGCGUAAACCAAAGCAAAACUGCAUUUGAACAUUCAGUUGGAGGGAACGUAGAGAUUGAGACAAGGAGUCUUUACGGAGACAGUGUACCAGAACCGGACCCCAAACAUCAUCUAACCAUAGUCCACAUUCUACAGCUGGCUGGGAAAUCACAUACCAUACAAUAUUUGUUUAACAAUAUUCCACUCAUUUCCUCAUUUCAGUAUGUGUUAGUGUAGCCAGCUCACAAGGAGUUGGUUACAAUUACCUAAAGUUCCAGUUAAUGGGAGGCAUGUGAAAGCCAGUAUCCAAUAAACCUGUCCUUAAAUCGCAAAGGUGGGUGCCUAUGUUGGCUAGCGGCCUACAAAUCACUAUUUGAGGAUUAGUCAGGAUUAUUCUAACCAAAUUUAUGGAAAAUUACCAGCGUCGUUGUCUCAAAGGGUUGACUCAUCCCUCCAGUUUACUAACAGCCAUGGAGAGGUUCAUUGGCCAGGUGGUCAAGUUUGCCAUUUAUUCCUGUUCUGGAAGAGGAUGAGGUUAACAAGACACAGAACGGGUUAACAAAGUGAUUUGCAAUAAAAUGUAAUGCAGAAUGUGGCCCAUAUUCUCAAAGCACCAAAUUCUGUACAUCAAGAAACAAUUUUGAUGAUUAAUGUGGCCUGGCUUUAAUAUUUUUUCUAAAAUAUACUUUAUUGCAAGGAUUUAGAGACCUCGUUUCUGGGUUAAAUGGUUAAUAAAGUUACAUAUAUUGCAUCGUU
Molecule: messenger RNA, 1560 nt
Organism: Callorhinchus milii (elephant shark)
Lineage: Eukaryota; Metazoa; Chordata; Chondrichthyes; Chimaeriformes; Callorhinchidae
Gene: nthl1
Product: nth-like DNA glycosylase 1
Biological process (GO): base-excision repair; base-excision repair, AP site formation; nucleotide-excision repair
Cellular component (GO): nucleus
Molecular function (GO): DNA binding; oxidized pyrimidine nucleobase lesion DNA N-glycosylase activity; 4 iron, 4 sulfur cluster binding
Source: RefSeq, a predicted model, not a curated record